AUUAUCAAGGUGACGAACUAAUCGUUUCACGACCUUUUGACCUUCAAGUGCUCAGUAACCUUCAUCAGUGGUUGAACCACUGAAGCGUUGCUUAACGAGUUAAACUAUUUGCCUCUAGUUUCUGUUCCAAGAUUGUUUGAAUCUGAGUCUCGUGUUACUACAGAUUGCUGUCUAUUAGUUCCCGAAGUAAAUUUUUGCUUCACAUUUCCAGAAAGAUUUAGUCAUAGAGAUUAUUCUGAAUCCCGCUUCGUUAUGAAUAAAUUCUCGAUAUUUUUCGCGAAACACUCACAAAAGUUAGCACUCUUAUGCGCGGCCACAGCAUGUUCACUAUCUUAUUAUGUUCAGCCGUAUUAUGAAGUUCUUUGUCGUUGGUCUGUCACACGACUUGACGUAGAAUGGGAAGCAAAGCCAUCUGAACGAAUUUUACGAAUAACAAAAGAAAUUUGUUCUCAAUUCAAUAUGACCGAUUAUCAGAAAUCUCAGUUAGAUAUAUUUCUUACGCCUGUAGAUGAGUCACUAGUCUUAGGUUCUUUACGAUCACCCGGUUAUGCAUUUAUUGGAUUGCCUUACUUUUUUGGAUAUGAAAGUCCCUCUGAAAUACCUCUAGAUUCACUAGACUUCUAUCGACCAUACUUUCCUUAUGGACCUUUUUCGAAAAUUGGCAAAGAUCGUCUAGAUCUUAUGAAUUUACCUGAAUCAGCUUUGAAAUUCCUUAUAGCACGUGAAAUUAUUCGACUUCAAGGAGUUACAAUCACAGAUCAAAAGUUACCUUUAUCAGCUCGUAGUCAAUCACUACUUACUAUAAAUUCAAUCAUUGGCAGUUUUUAUUUAUCAUAUCAAACGAUAUUUCUUCUCAACAGAACUACCAGAUUGCCUCUACGUGUAUCGAUUGCUUCAAAAUUAUUAAUCUACACUUUUAUAUAUUUGUCUGGACUGUUUUUUCAACAUCAAAUUAUAUUAGCUUGGCGUAGAUAUUGUUGUUUACGAGCUGAUCAAAUUGUUUGCAGUCUAGGUGAAUCAUUUAGACAAGGUGGUCUUCAAUAUUAUGAUUGGCGUUUACGAUGGAAUCAAUUUUGGGCGGAACGACAAGAAGAAUUCAAAGAAAGAAAACGGUUGAUUAAAACAAACAAUCAUGAUGAAACAGUCAGUUAUGAUCCUGUUAUGAAACACCAAUUGGAAAAUGAAAAAUCUGCAGAGAGGAAUACUACUCAAACUGAUUAUUAUCUUCCUAAAUCUGAAGAUGCUCCACUUGACUUAUCAGUAAUGAAACAACAACUCUCAAACGAUAAAAACCAAAAUAAUACAAAUUAUCUUCAAAGAAAUCGAUUCAAUGUUUCCGGCAAUGAAUUAUGGGCUGGAGACGGUGAUGGUAUUAAUUUAGGAUGGACUGGAAUGUUGGCUAUUGGAUUAAUGCCAAGAAUAAUAUCUUCAUUAUUUAGUUUGUUCUCUUCACCAGCAACUAGUUCUCAACGUUAUAAUCAAUUAACUGAAUUGGAAGUUAAAACAAUCACUUAACUUUAUUUUCUUUGCUUUCUUAUUGCAUAUUAAAUACAUGUAAAUAGUUUAUGAA
This is a messenger RNA of Schistosoma intercalatum, 1570 nucleotides long. The record is from the annotation of a GenBank genome assembly. NCBI's taxonomy places the organism in Eukaryota, Metazoa, Platyhelminthes, Trematoda, Strigeidida, Schistosomatidae.